AAGUUACCCUCCGCUCGCCCUCCAGUGGAACUUGAACUUGGCGAGUUCGCGCAGUGGAAGGAACUGAUAAAUGAUAGUGGAAGGAUCAAAACGAGGAUUCCUUGUAAGGACAUAAUGGCAACUGUGAGAAGAAGGGUGUUUUCUCUAUUGUCUCGUACCCAAAAUUUCAAUUUUAACACAAAAUCUCAUUUAACUGUUCCUUUAUCACAACCCAUUAACUCAAAAUCAGAUGAUCAAAUGCUUUUUCGCAUCCUUGAAUCAUGCAAACUGUUUCCAAACUUAAGAACUGCAGUUGCUGUGCACAAUAAAAUCAUUAAACAUGGGUAUGUUAUUGCCAAUAUGAUGAUCACCAGUUUCAUGGAGAUUGGGGAAACUGAUAUUGCGAAGAAUGUUUUUUCUGCAAUACCUGCCCGAGAUGUGAUAACAUGGAACUCAACAAUUGGAGGUUAUGUAAAAAAUGGAUUAUUUAAGGAUUCCAUCGACAUCUUCAAAGAAAUGUUAAGGAAAAACAUUGAGCCAGAUGGAUUUACUUUUGCAUCUGUUGUAACUGCAUGUGCUAGACUUGGAGCUCUUAGACAUGCAAAAUGGGUACAUGGUUUGAUGAUUGAGAAACGAAUUGAAGUGAAUUACAUCUUAUCUUCUGCACUAGUAGAUAUGUACUCAAGAUGUGGAAGAAUUGAAACAGCAAAAGAGAUUUUCAAUACUGCCCAAAGAACUGAUGUUUCCGUGUGGAAUGCAAUGAUAAAUGGGUUAGCACUCCAUGGUCUCGCUUUAGAUGCGAUUUUGGUAUUCUCAAUCAUGAAAGUGGAAAAUGUUUCACCAGAUUCUGUAACAUUCGUUGGAAUUCUAACAGCAUGUAGUCACUGUGGUUUUAUAGAAGAGGGUCGCAAGUAUUUUAAUUUGAUGCAAAGAGAACACUCAAUUCAGCCACAACUUGAGCAUUAUGGUGCAAUGGUUGAUCUGUUGGCCCGAGCUGGACUCAUAGAAGAAGCUUAUGCAAUGAUUAAGGAAAUGCGAAUGGAGCCCGAUGUUGUUAUAUGGAGGGCAUUGCUUAGUGCUUGUAGAACUCACAAAAAUCCUGAGUUGGGUGAAGUUGCAAUAAAAAGAAUAAAGCACCUCGAAAGUGGAGAUUAUGUCCUACUGUCGAAUAUUUACAGCUCUAUGAAGAAAUGGGACAGUGCAGAAACAGUGAGAUACACUAUGAAAAAGAAUGGAGUCCGUAAAUGCAGUGGAAAGAGUUUGGUGGAAUUGAGAGGUGUCAUUCACCAAUUCAAGGCUGCUGAUCGAUAUCACCCUGAAACUGAAGCAAUAUACAGAGUAUUAGAUGCAUUGAUCCAUCGCACCAGAAUGCAAGGUUAUGUCUCUAUGUCAGACCUAGUUUUCAUGGAUAUAUCUGAAGAAGAAAAGGAGGAAAACUUGAAUUAUCAUAGCGAAAAAUUGGCAUUGACCUAUGCAAUCAUAAAGUCGAGUCCUGGGACUGAAAUUCAGAUAUCCAAGAACCUUCGUACUUGUCCUGAUUGCCACUCUUGGAUGAAAAUUGUUUCACAGGUAUUGAAUAGGGUAAUAACAGUGAGGGAUAGGAUCCGAUUUCAUAGGUUCGAAAGUGGCUUUUGCACUUGUGGAGACUAUUGGUAGUCAAUGUUAGAGAUUUAUUACGCAAAACUUAAUUAUGGAUGGUUGGAGGCUUUACUGGAAGAUGGAGAUAAAAAAGUUAAUCUGAUUUGAAGAGUUUGAGGGUUGCAUAAUGAUUUACUAAAUCAUUAUUCUGAAGCUUAAAGUUUUCAGAUUGUUGACACUUGACUAUACAUCUCACCCCUUUGGUUAAAUGUGAGGAGCAACAAUGCCACUGAUAGAUUACGGACAAACUGGAAGA
Olea europaea var. sylvestris is the source of this 1873-nucleotide messenger RNA. Its product is annotated as pentatricopeptide repeat-containing protein At5g50990. The record is from RefSeq and is a predicted model, not a curated record. Gene Ontology annotation, biological process: RNA modification. The coding region runs from base 115 to 1635 and encodes 506 amino acids. Gene Ontology annotation, molecular function: protein binding; zinc ion binding; RNA binding. The transcript has 3 exons. Lineage: Eukaryota; Viridiplantae; Streptophyta; Magnoliopsida; Lamiales; Oleaceae.